AUGGCAUCUCCAAGGGCGUAUUUUUGGCCACGACAAAAGCCUGUUUUACUCGUUCUUGCCUCACAGAUCUUGGCGGCUGUCGUCAAUGGAUUGGCAAAGACUUUAGAGACGGGAUGCGACCGUGUUCAUCCACUUCAAAUAUUGAACAUUCGGCUGCUCAUCACGGGGGUGGCGUGUCUUGUCUAUCUAAUGAUCACAAAGUCUGCCGACGGAUUGUGGGGGCCCGAACACUUGAUGAUUCACUUAUUUGUGAGAGGCAUCACUGGUAUUUGCGGCGCCGUAGGCUUUUACUUCUCAAUCCGAUAUCUCACACUCGCUGAGGCGACUGCGCUGAACUUUCUAGCCCCGCUAGGCUCCAUUUUGCUGGCCAAAUACAUCUGCGAUGAAUCUUUUGGUUGGGUAGAUAUCAGCGCAGCCGUUGCAGCGCUACUAAGCGUUGUCUGCGUUUUGCAACCCAAGGCGAUAUUUGUUCCCGAAGCUACCACCAACCCGGCUUUAAAUCAGGAGCCCCAUACAACGAUUGGACUUUUAUAUGGUUCUUUAGGGGUAUUUGGUGGAAUGGUCUCGCUGACUGCUAUACGAUACAUUGGCACCAAGACGAAUCCAGUGAUUGGCAUUAAUUAUUUCGCCUGGUUGACUGUUGCAGCGACAACUGUUGGCUUGAUGAUACUGCCUAAUAUAUCCUGGCCUUCCGGCACUGUUCAGUGGAUUCAGCUUCUUCUGAUUGGCCUCUUCGGUUUUGGCAUGGAGUAUCUUCUGGCCAUGGGACUGUCUGGUGAUGUUCCUGCUACCGCAACAGUCAUGAUAUAUUCACAGAUCUUCUGGGCUGUCUUGUUUGAUUGGUUCAAUUCCAAGACUGUGAGCAACUUUUGGACGUGGUUCGGGUCUAUAGGUAUUUUACUCAGUCUCAGUGCAGCCUCGCUCUCACAGGCCACACGGCCACCUGCAUAUUCUUUACUUCAGAUGCAGGAGGGGGAAGAGAUGAUUUUACAUGACAGGCAGGCUACGAGUACCAAGAGGAUCAUUGGGGCCAGCCAAAUUUUAUAG
Pestalotiopsis fici W106-1 is the source of this 1047-nucleotide messenger RNA. RefSeq lists its product as uncharacterized. The coding region runs from base 1 to 1047 and encodes 348 amino acids. The transcript is spliced from 3 exons. NCBI's taxonomy places the organism in Eukaryota, Fungi, Ascomycota, Sordariomycetes, Amphisphaeriales, Sporocadaceae. Gene Ontology annotation, cellular component: membrane. The record is from RefSeq and is a predicted model, not a curated record.